Molecule: messenger RNA, 2785 nt
Organism: Parnassius mnemosyne (clouded apollo)
Lineage: Eukaryota; Metazoa; Arthropoda; Insecta; Lepidoptera; Papilionidae
Source: the annotation of a GenBank genome assembly
AAAAGAAGUGAUAGUUGCGCGAUUUUAUUUUGGUUACGAAUAGAAUAUAAAAUAAAUAAUAAAUAUGUUUACAGAUUAUUUACCGAUGUCUAUUAUUUUAUCCAGCUUAAUAAUUUUUACCAAUGCAUUUUAUGUUCCUGGUGUGGCUCCAGUGGAGUUUAAGAAAGGACAAAGAAUUGAAGUUAAAGCUGUUAAAAUGACGAGCAUUCACACACAGUUACCUUACGAGUAUUACUCUUUGCCUUUGUGUCGACCAAAAAAUGGAACUUUUGUUUAUAAAUCUGAAAACUUAGGGGAAGUUUUGAGAGGAGACAGAAUAGUAAAUACCCCAUAUGAAGUUCAUAUGGCAGAAAACAUUAAAUGUAGGCUGUUGUGCCAUAAGAAAAAUUAUCCAAUUAAUUGGAGUGUAGAAGAGUCUGAAGAGGUUUCAAUUCGUAUUGAACAUGAAUAUUUUGUACAUUUAUUGGUUGACAAUUUACCUGUAGCAACAAGGAUAGUAAAUAGUGAUACAUCAGAAAGAAGUAUUGAACAAGGUUAUCGACUUGGUUUUAUGUCAAAAGGGAAAGCAUUUAUUAAUAAUCACUUAAAACUAUUACUCAAGUAUCAUAAGCACAGUCAAGAUUCUUACAGAGUUGUUGGUUUUGAAGUUGAAACACACUCUGUAGAUAAGGAUGAUCUGUCAUUUAUUGAUGAAUCCUCUUGUCAAUUCCCAACUGAUGCUAAACCCCAGCUAGUUAAUGAAGACACUGGAACAAAAUUGUAUUUUACAUAUUCUGUUGAAUGGGGAGAGUCUGAAAUAGGGUGGGCAUCGAGAUGGGACAUUUAUUUGAGCAUGAAAGAUGUUCAGAUCCAUUGGUUUUCAAUUAUCAAUUCUAUUGUUGUCUUAUUUUUUUUGUCAGGUAUAUUAACAAUGAUCAUGGUCAGAACGUUAAGAAGAGAUAUUGCAAGGUAUAAUUCAGAUGAAAGUAUAGAUGACAUGAUAGAGGAAACUGGCUGGAAAUUGGUGCAUGGUGAUGUUUUUAGACCGCCACCUAAAAGGAUGCUUUUUGCAGCUGUAAUAGGAAGUGGCAUACAGGUGUUUUUAAUGGCCCUCAUCACUAUUUUUAUUGCCAUGUUGGGCAUGUUAUCACCAGCCAGCCGAGGUGCACUUAUGACUGCGGCUAUAUUCUUGUAUGUGUUCAUGGGCCUUAUUGCUGGCUACUAUUCUGCGCGCUUAUAUAAUACUAUGAAAGGAAAACAAUGGAAACAAGCAGCAUUUCUAACAGCUACUAUUUAUCCAGCCAUUGUAUUUGGCACCUGUUUCUUUUUAAACUUUUUCAUUAUGGGCAAACAUUCCAGUGGUGCAGUGCCAUUUUCGACUAUGAUGGCCCUGCUUUGUUUAUGGUUUUGUAUAUCUCUACCUUUAGUAUAUUUGGGAUAUUACUUUGGAUGUAGAAAGCAGCCAUUUCAACAUCCUGUCAGGACAAACUUUAUUCCAAGAAAAGUACCGGAGCAAGUUUGGUAUAUGAAUAUUUUUAUAUGCAUUUUAAUGGCCGGAAUUCUUCCGUUUGGCGCUGUAUUCAUAGAGUUAUUCUUCAUUUUUAAUGCUCUAUGGGAAAAUCAGUUUUAUUAUCUCUUUGGAUUUUUAUUUCUUGUAUUUUGUAUUUUGGUUAUAUCUGUUUCACAAAUUUCAAUCGUGAUGGUAUAUUUUCAACUUUGUGGAGAGGAUUAUCACUGGUGGUGGAAAAGUUUCAUUGUUUCUGGAGGGUCUGCUGUGUACAUUCUAAUAUAUUCAAUAUUUUACUUUUUUACCAAAUUAGAGAUUACGGAGUUUAUUCCGACAUUAUUGUAUGUGGGUUAUACAGGUCUUAUGGUAUUAACAUUUUGGCUGUUAACUGGUACCAUUGGAUUUUUUGCAGCUUAUACAUUUAUUAGAAAAAUUUAUGGCGCUGUUAAAAUUGAUUAAAUGUGGAAUUUUUAGUACAUUCUACAAUAGAAAGUGUAUGUAGUUGAGUAUGUAUGGCGAGAGUCACUAUUUUUAUAUAACUUAAGUUGAUUAUGUGUGUGUUAUAUCAAUCGAUCUUUUGCUGAUUAGGUUGUUUGUAAAUAGUUAUUGCGAUUAAUUUGUAACAAAUAUAUGGAUGGCUUUAAAAUUAUUAGCCUUUUUUAAAUUUGCUCCCGUUUUGAAUUAAUAUUUUUAAAUUUCGUCUAAUUGGCGGUUCUACAGUCCUUGCAGAAUGCAAAUUUUGUUCACGGCGGCACCAGCACAGAUUAUGAUGCCCAAUUGUGUGAACAAGAACAGGUGCACCUCCCUAUUUCCACACUCUCAUAGUCCGCAGAGAUUGCAGUACAACAGAGAUACAACAGUGGUAGAGCCACGUGGCGGCUUUUGCUGUCGCACGGAUGGGCCGGCCCGAACCGGGGUGGUACCACGACCUUUACCUCUGCGUUUCGCUUGGUGAGUGCAGGUGGCCGGAGGCCCUUUUUACUGGAAAUGAGGCAUUCCAUCUUAGUCCUCACGGGUGACAACGCAUCUGCAUUUUGAUUUGUAAUAGAUAGAGGAUAGAUGUAGAUAUCUAUGGGCCGCAGCAACCACUUACCAUCAGGUGGACUGUGUGCUCGUUUGUCACCCUUAUCCUAUAAUAAAAACGUGCUUUAUGAGGCCUGGGGAUGAAACUAUGCCAACUUCUCCCGACCGACAUAUUAAUAUAUUUUUCCAACAGCUAGAAAAAGUGUUAUACAAAUUAAACACCAAACAUAAAAAUAAAUAUAUAAUUAUAGGAGGUGACUUCAAUAUAAACAUAUU